This is a messenger RNA of Pseudocercospora fijiensis CIRAD86, 3690 nucleotides long. RefSeq lists its product as uncharacterized. The transcript has 3 exons. The coding region runs from base 1 to 3327 and encodes 1108 amino acids. The record is from RefSeq and is a predicted model, not a curated record. Lineage: Eukaryota; Fungi; Ascomycota; Dothideomycetes; Mycosphaerellales; Mycosphaerellaceae.
AUGAAGGGAGAAGUCGGGGAAUGUGGUCUCAACUGUGGCGUCGCUGACCUGUCGCAAAAUACAUCGCCGCCUGAACGUCCGGGACCGGUGCCGACGCUGCCAUCUCAAGUGCAAGUAGAUGGAGCAUCUCCCGCUGUCAACGGCGAAGCUGCCGAGCCGUACGUUCCAUCGGCGCCCAGGUCUUCAUCGUCCUCGUUCUUCUCAAACUUGACCCGGAAGAUAUCUGCUAAUUCUCAAGUUGGAGUUACGCCGAAGCUACAGGGCAAGGGAGGUAUGUGCGAACGUAGAGUUCUAAAUGUGGACCCCAACCGCGAAAGAUGUCUUGUGCCGGAAAUGGAUCCUGCUAGACUCAGAAAAGUCUCCUUCUGCGUGGACGUUGAAAUUGCGGGAGGGCCAAAGUAUAAGGACGAAGAAGAGGACGACGAAGGGAAGCAGCAGAGAAAGAAGAAUGCGAAGAUUAAGGAAAGGGCCGAAGGCGAAGCACUGAAACAUCCUAAAGCAUUGCAAGAAGAGAAGGAUGAAGAAGGAGAAGUCAAGAGCGAGAUCAAGCGGAAACCGCUACCCAUCCCGAAAGACAGCAAGAACGGCAGUAGUGAAUCUUUCGAUGGGCAGACCGGCACGAGCGUAAGCCCACCAGUUGGCAGUCUGGACGAGCAGAGUAGCACCAGCAGGAAGAAGGAAAAGAAGAAGCGAUCUGAAGAGGAGCGAAAAGAGCGGAAGGAGAAACGUAGAAGACGCGCAGAAGAGAAUGGCUCGAUACCGGUUGAGCUGUCCAUGGACGCCGAUAACGAUCUGGAUACCGAUACGUUUCCAUCUUCUGUGCCUGCGAGGAAACCCAUACCCACCAAUGAUCCUGCACACCUAGCAGUCGACAGCGCCUCGAAACGCGAUAGACCUACGACCGAUCCGGUGCGCAUCUAUCGAAGAUGUUGUCAGUUGAGAGAAACACCAAUCUUGAAGCGCAUCACCGAGCAGCUCAUGUCCCCGACCUGCUGCGUUCCUCUAGAACCUGGAGUCGUGCACUGCUUAGACCUAACAGGCUCUCGCCUGCAGCUGGCAGACAUGAUCACUCUUGGCGACUGGCUUGCUGUGGUACCUGUCAAAAAACUACUUCUUGAGGACGCCGAUCUCAGCGACGAGGGCCUCCGCUGCAUCUUGGCUGGUCUCCUUGCAGCGACGAAACCACGACCUACGAAGCGCAAGCACUCGGAACCACGGCAUCGUGAGGUAGAGCAAUUCAAGCCUCACCAGGAACGAAGUGGCGUUAUUGAGAAACUCCAUCUCAAGAACAACCCGCGCAUCACACGCACUGGAUGGAAACACAUCAGCUUGUUUCUUUACAUGUGUCGAUCCAUUAAAGCCAUUGACCUGUCGAUGAUCAACUUCCCUGACACGAUGCCGGCAAGCACACAUGCGACACCAAUUAAGAGUCUACAGCACGCACCUCCUGGGUCUGGCAACGAUCUCGAUGCCGCCGAGGUUCUCUAUAAGUGCAUCAGUCAAAGACUCGGUGGGAGCAAGCUCGAAGAAUUGAUCAUGUCCGAGUGCGGCUUAACGGCACCUCAGAUCAGAAAGAUUGUUGAUGGCGCUGUUAUGUCUGGCAUCAACAGGCUUGGAUUUGGAGGCAACAACUUGGACGACGAGGGUCUGGAUCACAUACUGCACUACUUACGCUCUGGCGUCUGUGGUGGACUGGAUCUUGGCGGCAAUGAUCUUCGUGGAAAGCUUGGACUCAUCGCAGAGGCUCUAGAGGACAGACCCGGCACAUCGUGCUGGGGUCUCAGCUUUGCAGGCUGCAAUCUGGACACAGCGUCUGUGAAGCCGCUUUUCUCGGCCUUGGCGCGUUUACCAAACUUCAGAUUCGUCGAUUUCAGUCACAAUCCAGACCUCUGCGGGCAGGACAAUGGCACAAUCUCGCUCCUCCGGCACUACAUUGGUCGGAUGAAGUACCUGAAGCGCAUCCACCUCGCCGAUGUUGGCAUGAGCUCGAAACAAGCCAUUGCUCUUGCUGAUGUGCUGCCUGAAGGUCCUGCCCUGGCUCACGUCAAUAUUCUGGAAAACCCACAGCUCACCGCGCUUGCUGCGGCUAAAGACGAAGAAAGCCAAGAAGAGGCAUGUGCGCUUUAUGCUAGCUUCAUGGCUGCUGUGCGGGUUUCCAAUACCUUGAUCUGUAUCGACAUAGAUGUGCCGAGCGCAGACAACAGCGAAGUCGUCAAAGCGCUUGCCAAGCAAGUUGUUGCCUAUUCGCUGCGAAAUAUGGAGCGCUUCGCCAUCGCUGAGGCCACCGGCGAUCCACCACUUGCUACCGCAAGCGCAGCUGCUUCACUAGCUCAGCCUCAUGGCGGAGAACAGCAAGUCAAGGAGAUCGCCGUCCCAGAAGUCCUCUAUCAUUUGGUUGGCCACGUUGAAGGCGGCAGCCAAAAUCACGACAACGAUGCUGCAGCGCCAGAUGGAGACUACAUUGUUGGUGGCACUGGCGUUGUCAAAGCACUUCAAUAUGUUCUUGGCGAGAAAGCUGACGACUUGCGUCGGAGUAGUAUUCCGGGUUCUCCAAUCGCAGGUAUCAGGACCCCUCGAGAUCGGCCCAGCUCAUCUGCAGGCUUCCAAGAAGAGCAGCGCGGCAAAGCGAAGAAGAUGUCCAAGAAUCUCUUGGAGAGCGCAAGGAAGAUUCGGACACGACUCCAGCCCGCUCUGGUGAAAGAAGCAGCGCAAGGUGGGGACGAGAUGGCAUAUCGACGACUGGUCUUCCUGGAUCAGACUUUACAGAGCAUGAUCUCUCGCUUCGAAGAAGAAUACCCCGAAACUCGCAUCACACCUGCGUCGCCUAAAGCACCAUCCACAACAUCAUCGACCGAACCCGCUCCUCUCUCACUCGACACCAGUGUCGUGCUCAAGCACUCCGACGAUGAGGAAGACCUCGACGAGGAGCACCACCGAUUUCGCCCUGCUGUAUCACGACACAACAGCGACGUCUCCCUUGCUUCACGCGCUCUUGGUAUGGAAGAGGGUCAUCUCCAUCGUCUCGGCCAACGUAUGCGUCGCGACGUCGUCGACUCGCCAUCUGUGGACGCCGUCAAAACUCCUUGGACCAAGGAGGAAGAAGUCGCACGACUCAAUCAACUGCAAGACAGAAUCGAGAGCAUAUCUGGACCAGAGCUCAAGAGUCUUGUUGAGCACGACGGCUGGGAUUCUGCUUUGAGGAAAAUUGGAAUGAAUUUGAAUGAUUUGAGACAGUUGCAGGAACAAGAUCCGCAGGCAUGGGAGGAGUUCUUGGACUCGCAAAUGAAGGCGCGAAUGAAUGUCGCGCAGGACAGGCCGACGCCUUGAGGAACAGCAGACCUGACUGACUGACUGACUGACUGACUUGAUUGAGUGUGAAGGGAUUGCAUCGCACCCGCACAUGCACAUGAGAAAGAUGUGCUCAUUUUGUAUUUCCUAUUGUAUUUAUUUCUCUCUCGGACUUAGCGAGCGGCGAUGGCAUAGCCUGGGGCAUUGUUGUUCGUCCUGUCGUUACCAGCAUACGACGAGGGAGAUUUCUGCAAAAGUAUGUGCAGAACACAUACGACGGCGCAAGCUGUAGAUGUAUAUGCAAUGAAAUGCUCGCCUCACUUGAUUCAGUAUCAAGGACAAGAAUAUGGAAUGAAGAAUGAACAGGAAGAGCAGUGGAGACCACGGAAAGGUUUUGGUAUC